Messenger RNA from Trichoderma breve, 2934 nucleotides. Its product is annotated as rab-GTPase-TBC domain-containing protein. The record is from RefSeq and is a predicted model, not a curated record. NCBI's taxonomy places the organism in Eukaryota, Fungi, Ascomycota, Sordariomycetes, Hypocreales, Hypocreaceae. Bases 1 to 2934 code for a protein of 977 amino acids. The transcript is spliced from 4 exons.
AUGGACGCCGGCGAAAAGCACGGCCACGAGCCGUCCACUCCCACCUUGGCUGCCGAAACAGUCCCGAAGCCCGUCGACGAUGCCGAAACUGUGACACCAAAGACGACCCGUGAUUCCAUGGUUACCGUGAGGCUCUCUGAGCCGCCGGCGCUGUCGCUGGACACCAACAAUUGUCUCGAAAGCAAACAGCCCGACUCACCCACGCUGCCAACGGACAGUAACACGAACAGUAACACGAACAGUGACAAUAAGCCAACCGACGAGGGUGGCCUCGAUGCGACAACCGCCUCUCGAAACUCGACCGCUACUUUGGCUGCCCCGGCAGAGCCUAACCGCAGCCUUCAGGACGAGCUUGGAGAAUUUGACGAUGUCGAUAGCGAUUGUUCAGAUCCAGAGGAGGUUAACUGGGCGGAACUGGAAAAGACGGAAGAUGAACAGACCAAAGACGAAGAGACUGAUAAUUCCACCGCUUUGCUUCUGGCCCGUUUAGAGCAGGAAAAUGCCAAGCUGGCGACAAAUCCAAAGACCGUCAAGGUCCAGCUUGUUGAGAAGCUUCAGCCUAGUAGACCGCGCCCGCCGUCGAUGGCUAAGCUCCAUCUUGAAUUCUACGCAGCCCUCGUCAAGGACUACCAGCAAACCGCAGCGAGGUUGCCCACGCUGCUGUCCAACAAGAUCCGCAAAGGAAUCCCCCCACCGCUGCGAGGCGUUGUGUGGCAGAGCAUGUCUGGUGCUCGCGACGCCAGCUUGGAGGAACAGUACGAGCGACUCAAUGGCGAAUCUAGCCCUUAUGAGGGUCUCAUAGGCAAGGAUCUCGGCCGGAGUUUCCCUGGUGUUGAAAUGUUUCGCGACCCGGAUGGUGAUGGACAGCGCAUGCUUGGUCGGGUACUCAAGACGUUCAGUCUGUAUGAUACCAAGAUUGGCUACUGCCAGGGCCUCGCCUUUCUCGUCGGGCCUCUGUUGAUGCACAUGCCCGACAAGCAGGCAUUUUGCGUUCUGGUUCGUCUCAUGGAUCGCUAUGAUUUGAGGAGUUGCUUUCUGCCAGAUCUUUCGGGACUCCAUGUGCGAAUAUACCAGUUCCGAGAACUCCUGCGGGCUAAUCUCCCUAUGCUGUGGAGCCACCUGGAAGAUCUGCAGGUGGAAACGGCGUAUGUUUCGCAGUGGUUCUUGAGUUUCUUCGCGACCACAUGCCCCUUGCCGAUGCUGUUCCGGAUAUACGACGUUAUUUUCGCCGAGGGCGCUUCUGAGACACUAAUGCGCGUCGCGCUAUCACUGAUGCGGAGGAAUGAGACCAGGUUGCUGUCCUGCACCGAACUAGAAGACGUGAUGCAGCUCCUUUUAUCCAGGGGUCUGUGGGACUGCUAUCAUUACAACGCCGACGAGUUUGUGCAAGAUUUCGGAAGCCUUACAAGCACAGUCACCCGAGAGAAGCUCGCCCAGCUCGAGCAGGGAUACCGCGAAUCUCUAGUCGCGACCGCCAACACCGCUCGCACAUCUGACAUCGCAACAGCUGCAGCCCGCUUCCUUGGUCGUAUCUGGGCGUCGUCUGGUGCGUUUCCCAGAGGUUCAGGAUUGGUUCCAGGAUUGAGUGCACCAUCAAGGCCGCUGAGCAUGUUGCGUCGGAGCACCUCCAAACAGAGCCUUGCCUCGACUCUAAACUCAGUUGAGGCAAGCUCCAUGAGCGUCACGAGUUCAUCCUCGACGGAUGCUACCACCGUGUCGCGAGAUUCUUCAAACACGAAUGAGGAUGAUUCCGGAAGCCGUGAAUCGACCCCAGUAGGCCCCAAGGCCGCUCCUAGCACCAACAAGAACACAGAAGAUAGGUAUCUGCAUAGCCAGAUUGAAGACCUCCUCACUGCACUGAGCGAGCUGCAGCGGAAUCAUGCACUGUUGUCGAGCGAGCUUAAGCGUGAGCGAGAGGAGAGGGAGGAGGAUCGCAAGGCUGUGCGAUCCCUUUUGGAUGGACUCAAGAAGAGAGCCAGCGGUGGGGAUGAAGCAGCAGCAAGUGAAGGCGAGGAUGUAACUGACAGCUCGACCGAUGAAGAUGCGACUGAAAAUGCUGAAGAAGGGGAAGGGGAAGUGGAAGAGGGGGCAGAGAAGAAGUCUGAUGAUGACAGCUCGGCCAAGGCAAAGGAUGCGCCAUCCACCGAGGACCUUUCAGAGCUGCUCGAUCGCGUGGAGAGCCGCUUUGGAAAUGCAGAUGAUACCGACGACACUAAAAAGAAGGACAAGCCUCAGUCGCCCUCAUCUGGACAGAAGUCGGAAUUGCAAGUCGAAUUAGAUCAAGCCAAAGACCAGCUAGCCAGCGCCAUGUCACAGAAUCAGGACUUUAGCCGACGGAUCCACGAUUUGGACCAGGAAAUGUCGUCUCUCAAAGAACAGGUUCGGGAAAGCCAUAGCCAUGUCAGAGCUCUCCACCAAGACAAACAGCGGCUAGAAAAGCAAAUACAAGCUAUGAGGUCGAGGCCGAUAUCCGGGGAUCCCCUUGGCGGCCGCGAUUCGGGAGCGGAGUGGACUCCGAAGCCGCCCGCCGGCUUGAGGGAGUUUAAGCUUGGGCGUAGCAAGUCAAUGGCUGCUCAGGGCGCUACGACUAACAGACGAAAGUCGUCAUUGCUGCAGAGUAACGAUCUUGUCCCGCCGCCGCCAGCGUCGAUGCCAGCGACCCCAAUGGUGUCAAAUGAUGACAGCAGGUCAUCGACAAACGACCUCGACACGCUGCUCCUAGAUCUUGUACAGGCCAAGACGGCGCAGGCCAUUGCGAAGCAGGAGGCGGAGGAAGCCAAACAGAAGUUGGAGGCGCUGAAAAAGGCCUACGGAUUACCAAACGAUUCUCCUAACGCUCCUAUUGUCCCGGGAUCCGUCACUGUCAAAGUGGCGCCAGCCCCAGCUACGACAACAUCUCCCGGCACCGGUGGCUUCUGGGGUUGGCGCAGGUGA